Molecule: messenger RNA, 617 nt
Organism: Caenorhabditis sp. 36 PRJEB53466
Lineage: Eukaryota; Metazoa; Nematoda; Chromadorea; Rhabditida; Rhabditidae
Source: the annotation of a GenBank genome assembly
AUGACAUCUAUCUACUUCGACAGUCCUGUGGGUGCUCACGUCGGAAGCCAGCUGCUUAACUCUGUGAUUGGACCCGAAGGAAUGCUCCACAACAAGAUCCGCAUACUGGUGACGAAUGGUCUGUCGUUCUUGGAAAAGGCGGAUCUGAUCAUGGUGAUGAAGGAUGGGCGGAUUGAGUUUGAGGGAAAGUAAGAAGAGCUAAUGCAAUAAGAUGCUUUCGAGCAAUUGCUGAUUGAGUCCAGAAGCGACGUGAAAGCCGCCCUUUCAGCUGACGACGACGAUGACACCUCGGAGCCAGGAGGCAUCAUGAUUGAAGGAGAUUCGGACUUUGAGUACGAUGAUGAAGUGAUGGCGUCGCCGAUCAUUGACCACGUGCUCGGAACCAGUCACAUGUCCACCGUCUCGGGAAUCAUCAACCGCCGCCGCAUCAGCACGUCCCACAGAAGCAGCGCCACCGUCUCUCCACCACCACAUCCACCGCCCCAUCGAUUGUGUCGGUUUACUCGACGUCUCGCCAAGUCACAGGAACCGAGCGUGUCGAGACUGGACGCGUUAAGAUGGAUACCUACCAGAAGUACUCUGGAGCCAUGGGAAUGUCUAUCGCGUGUUUGGAAUGA